Molecule: messenger RNA, 1464 nt
Organism: Aspergillus nidulans FGSC A4
Lineage: Eukaryota; Fungi; Ascomycota; Eurotiomycetes; Eurotiales; Aspergillaceae
Product: nicotinate phosphoribosyltransferase
Exons: 5
Coding region: 1-1464 (487 amino acids)
Biological process (GO): rDNA heterochromatin formation; subtelomeric heterochromatin formation; nicotinate nucleotide salvage
Cellular component (GO): nucleus; chromosome, telomeric region
Molecular function (GO): nicotinate phosphoribosyltransferase activity
Source: RefSeq, a predicted model, not a curated record
AUGGGCGAGCACUCCCUGCUUCCGGACGGGGUCUUCUCUCUGCUUGAUACAGAUUUGUACAAGCUGACGAUGCAAUGCGCGAUCCUCAAAUACUUUCCGGACGUCCAGGUUACCUAUGGCUUCACGAACCGAACCCCGCAUAUGAAGUUGACGCGAGGUGCAUACAAAUGGAUGCUGGCUCAAAUGGAUAAGCUCGCAAAUAUCCGCGUUACAGAAGACGAAAUUGCGUUCCUCAAAAGGCGCUGCCCUUACUUUAACACCGCCUACCUGGACUUCCUGACGAAUUUCCGCCUCAAGCCCUCCGAGCAGAUUGAUAUAAACUUUACACCCGUAAAUGAUACAGGAAGCGACAGUGACUUCGGCGACAUUGAUUAUAUAGUCAAGGGUGCCUGGGUGGAUACGAUCCUAUAUGAGAUCCCCUUACUGGCCCUGACUAGCCAGGCAUACUUCAUGUUCAGCGAUAAGGACUGGAACUACGAGUGCCAGGAAGGGAAGGCAUACCGGAAGGGAUAUGUUCUGCUAGAGAAUGGCUGCACCUUUUCAGAGUUUGGGACCAGGCGGCGCCGCAGCUACCACACCCAGGACCUUGUUAUGCAGGGGCUCUGUCGGGCUGCUAGGGAGGGAAAGGCCAAGGGUUUACCAGGUGUCUUUACCGGCAGUAGCAAUGUCCACUUUGCGAUGAAGUAUGAUGUUGAUCCGGUCGGGACAGUAGCGCACGAGUGGUACAUGACCAUUGCAGCGAUCACGGACGACUACGAGAAUGCAAACGAGAUGGCCCUGAAGUACUGGCUUGGUUGCUUUGGUGAAGGUGUCCUCGGGAUCGCACUAACAGACACCUUUGGCACCCCUGCCUUCCUCGACGCUUUCCGCAAACCUAUCCCCGAUUAUACCUCCGCCGGCACUGGCGCCGUCUCAACAACAGCUUCAGGGCCCAGCACGACUGCCGAAUCCAAUAUUCAGAGCGAAGCCGAAACCAAAGCCCCCAUCACAGCGCCGCUUUCCCCAGACCACCCUCCACCCGCCGUUAAAACGUAUGCCCAGGUCUACGCAGGCGUACGUCAGGACUCAGGCGACCCAUCUUAUUUCGUAAAGAUGGCCCGCGAUUUCUACGACCGUGAGGGCAUUACAGGGACAAAGACAGUGGUAUUCUCGGACUCGUUGGACAUCGAGCACUGUCUUGAGUAUAAAGUUCUAGCAGAGGAGGCUGGGUUCAAGCCUGUUUUUGGCGUUGGGACAUUCUUCACGAAUGACUUCAUCAAUACAACCACGAACGAAAAAUCGCAACCGCUCAACAUUGUCAUAAAAAUUUCCUCUGCUAAUGGCCGGGCCGCUGUCAAGCUAAGCGACAAUAUGGGCAAGAAUACGGGCGACAAGGAUACAGUCCAGGCUGUCAAGAAGAGGCUGGGGUACGUCGAGCAUGAAUGGGAAGAAGGUGAUGAGCGGAAUCGGUGGGCUCGGAAGUGA